AUGGCACCCGCUAGUAUCGAAGUAGACAUCCCUGUCAAUGUUUCAGCAACCAAGGCGGCCUUUUCAACAAAGCCCCUGAGGCAGUCGGGAGCUCUAGAUGCUUUUGAAUCUUUUGACCCGACUCCCAUUAUUGGCCGCGAAUUUCCUACGGCCAACAUUGUGGACUGGCUCAAGGCCCCGAAUUCAGAUGAGCUGAUCCGUGAUCUCGCCAUCACAGAACGAGAUGAUCAGGGGGAUGAUCAUGUCGUCGGCUAUAUUCACCAAAAGCAGACGAAGCCUUCAUUCUUGAGAAACAAGGACCUAGCACCUGACGCACUCUGCCCUAAAAAGCAGAACACUUCGGAAUGGCAUAGCGACUGCUGUUUUGAGCCAGUCCCGGCUGACUACUCGUGCUUGCGUCUCACUACACUGCCUGCUACUGGCGGUGAUACUCUUUGGGCCAAUGGUUAUGACGAGCCUUACCAAAAGUUUCUGGAAACCCUCACCUGCACAUUUGAGCCACCUGGUCUGAAGCAAAUGUGUGAUGCUAUGGGAAUCAAGCUUUAUGCUAAAGAGCGUGGUAACCCCGAAAAUGUCGGGGAUGUUAUUAAAGCUGUACAUCCUGUCGUGAGGACCAACCCCGUCACGGGUUGGAAGAGCGUUUUUGCCAUCGGUGGCAUGGUCAAGCAUAUUAAUGGUGUGACGGCUGAGGAGAGCAAGAUGCUCAUCGAUUGGUUCCAUGAGUUGGUCUACAAGAACCAUACUAUGCAAGUGCGAUUCAAGUGGAAGGAUCCCAACGACUUCGCCAUCUGGGAUAACCGCAGUUUCUACCAUUCAGCCACUUACGACUUCUGGGAAAUGGGUGAUCGGCAUGGAUGCAGAGGAUCUGGAGUUGGCGAGAAGCCGUACCUUGACCCGAAGAGCAAGUCAAGAAGAGAGGAUCUUGCAGACCUCGGUGGAUACUAG
Colletotrichum aenigma is the source of this 945-nucleotide messenger RNA. RefSeq names its product putative alpha-ketoglutarate-dependent sulfonate dioxygenase. The record is from RefSeq and is a predicted model, not a curated record. Lineage: Eukaryota; Fungi; Ascomycota; Sordariomycetes; Glomerellales; Glomerellaceae. The transcript is spliced from 4 exons. Bases 1 to 945 code for a protein of 314 amino acids. Gene Ontology annotation, cellular component: cytoplasm. Gene Ontology annotation, molecular function: 2-oxoglutarate-dependent dioxygenase activity.